Messenger RNA from Lampris incognitus (smalleye Pacific opah), 2198 nucleotides. It is a transcript of the gene trmt61a, whose product is annotated as tRNA methyltransferase 61A. Gene Ontology annotation, biological process: tRNA methylation. The transcript has 4 exons. Lineage: Eukaryota; Metazoa; Chordata; Actinopteri; Lampriformes; Lampridae. The record is from RefSeq and is a predicted model, not a curated record. Gene Ontology annotation, cellular component: nucleus; tRNA (m1A) methyltransferase complex. The coding region runs from base 256 to 1107 and encodes 283 amino acids.
UAAAUCAGUGAACCGGGGCGCUUCUCCAGCCGCCCAGACUUCCUCUGAAAACAAGGCCACGUGUGUGACUGCCAGUGAAUCAAUGGGCGCUUUGCUUUCGUUGUCGUCCAGUUGUAAUUCUAGCUCGAAAUAACUUUUAUUUGGCGGUGUGUGCCGGAUACGUAAUUAGGCUCAUUGUGUUGUUGUUCAUCGUUAGCUCUGCAACGCCGCUCUUGGAGAAGAACACCCUACGGUUGGAGAGUAACAGAACUUGCCAUGAGUUUUGUGGAGUAUUCAGAGCUCAUUCAGGAUGGGGAUAUUGCCAUUGUUUACUUGGGCCAUGAGUCGAUGAUGCCAAUCAAGGUGCAACACGGGGCCCAGACACAGACACGGUAUGGGGCUAUUCGCCAUUCCACGGAUCUGAUCGGUCGUCGCUACGGGUCCAAGAUAACCUGCAGCAAAGGUGGCUGGGUGCAUGUCCUGCACCCCACCCCGGAGCUGUGGACGGUCAACCUGCCCCACCGCACGCAGAUCCUCUACACCACGGACAUCGCCACCAUCACCAUGAUGCUGGAGCUUAAGCCAGGCUCCAUUGUCUGCGAGUCAGGUACGGGUAGCGGAUCCCUUUCCCAUGCUAUCCUGCGCACAAUUGCGCCCACAGGCCACUUGCACACAGUGGAGUUCCACCAGCAGCGUGCAGAGAAGGCCACCGAGGAAUUUCGCGAGCACCGUGUGGACCAUCUGGUGACGAUGAGGAACCAGGAUGUGUGCAAGGAGGGUUUCGGUGUUACAGGGAUCGCCGACGCCGUUUUCCUGGACAUCCCCAGACCCUGGGAGGCUGUGGGUCAUGCCAAGGCAGCUUUGAAGAAGCAAGCUGGCCGUUUGUGCUCCUUCUCGCCAUGCAUCGAGCAAGUGCAGAGGACCUGCGAGGCCCUGACUGAGCAGGAUUUUGAGGAAAUCUGCACCCUGGAGGUCCUCCUGAGAGUCCACGACGUGCGCGCCGUCACCCUGCCGCUGCCCGACUUCGGCUCCAACCACACCUCGGUCAUCUGUAAGAUCACCGUCCCUCGCAGGGAGAUGGCUGGUCACACGGGCUACCUGACCUUCGCCACCAAACCACGGGCCUAAAGGCCAGAGUGCCUCAUGGGAGGUAUUUUUCAGGCAGUGUAGGUUUAAUUUUUACAAAUCUUUUACAACUUUUUUUAAAAAAUUGAUAUAAUUUUUAAUGUUUUAUAAUUAUUUGUUUCCUCAGAUAAGUUAGGCAGAUUUGCAUCAUUCUCUGGGUUUCAGUAAUUUCCUGCACACUGCGCCAAAAUAUUUCCCAUGUGUCAUAGCUUUAGUGGAGUAAACCCCAGUACAGUCAAUACAAGAUACCCCCCCCCACAAGAGUGUAAGACAGGAUUUCCCAAAAGCAAGCCAAGAAAAUACUUGUUUCGUUGCCAUGUGACGGACAGAAUGUGUUGCUUGUGAAGAUGCUUUUGGGAAACCAGGCCUUGUGUUGUUCCAAAGCAGUGAUUUAAGGAAUUUCCCGUUUCCUCUUUACCGAUCUUCCUCGACUUCAUUUGUUCUUUUGCUCAUUUAUUUUUGCCACCGAGGGAGGCAACAUAGUUUAAACACCCGCCAUUCUGUCGCUCCCUUUAUCUGUCAGACGCACCUGAAGGAAAAUGGGGGCGUCUGAUUGCUUCAUCACGUCUGAGGAUGUGUAGUUGUGUGUUACAUCCCCGUAGUACAGUUGCCAGGCACUAUUUGUUUGUUUCUUUACUUGCAUCAAGCAAGAAUAGAAAUUGAGGAUGAAAAAUAAGUGAAUAACUGAGCCACUUGAAAAGAAUAAAUGGCGUGAUUUCCAAUAUUUUGGCAAAAAUUUAAACCCCUUGGCCUUUCCUCUCUUUUUCUUUUUUUUUUUUAAUCGGUGCAUCAGUUGUUAUGUUUUGUUUAUGUUUUGUAGUUGUUGUGUUUUUACUGUUUUAUUUUUGCACUCUGUAUUUGAACGAAUACAAUAAAUGUGUGAAAAGGACGGUGUCUGCUUGUUAACACAUUUUACACAGGGGAAAAUCAGACAGUCCCGCCAGGCAGGGUGACCCAAGUUCUUAGAAAGUCCCAUCACGUAACUCGCCACAGGUUCGAGCCCAGUCUGGCUGAUAUUAACAACCACGUGUCCUGUCCAAUUUGCCGUGAAGGGCGCGACACUGAACCGGCAGCUGCUCGAAUGCCUGAAACUA